CCUCGACAUUAAAUCAUCCCGAAAGAACAUACGAACCCAAGCCAGAUCUAGAAGAUGCUCCCAGAAGUCCAACUAGAGAGCAUACCACCAGUCCGAUCGACGCAGACCCUCUGGAGCUACCGUACCGUACCCUGACCGAGAAUGCCGACAUGGCGGAGUACACCACCGAGACUGCCACUGGAACGAUAACCCGAAAGGUGACUUCCAACAAGACUGGCAAGACCGAGGACUAUGAGCUUGUCACCUUUACACCAGGUGAUAGGGAGAACCCGAAAAAUUGGAGUAAAGCAUACAAGUGGUGGUGUACCAUGGUCGUUGCAGUCACCUGCUUCGCCGUCGCCUUCAACAGUGCUGUCAUCACAGCAGACAUGAUCGGUCCUCAGGAGACCUUCGGAAUUAGCGAGGAAGUCGCUCUUCUGACCAUCACUGUCUUUGUCGUAGGGUUUGGUGUUGGCCCUAUGGCCUUUGCUCCUUUCAGUGAGACUUGGGGUCGCCGUCCGGUGUACGCCAGCACUCUCUUGAUCGCUCUCAUCUUUAUCAUCCCCUGUGCGGUUGCAAAAAACAUUGGUACCUUGAUCGUCUGUCGCUUGAUUGAUGGUAUCGCUUUUUCAGCACCCAUGGUCCUGGUCGGUGGAACUCUUGCCGAUCUCUGGAAGGCCGAGGAGAGAGGUGUACCCAUGGCUGCCUUCAGUGCUGCACCUUUCGUCGGACCCGCAAUUGGACCGCUCGUAGGAGGCUUCACUUCCGACCACCUUGGCUGGCGUUGGUUGUAUUGGCUGCAGCUGAUCCUGUCCGGCUUCGUUUACAUCCUGAUCGUCUUUACCGUUCCGGAGACAUACGCACCCAUUAUCCUCGCCAAGCGCGCAAAGAAGAUGAGAAAGGACACUGGCGACAGCAGAUAUGUCAGCGAGUCUGAUCUGGACACCCGUCCCAUCGGCGAGCGCAUGAAGGUCUUCAUCUUGCGUCCCUUCCAGCUAUUAUUCUGCGAACUUAUCGUCUUCCUCAUCUCAUUGUACAUGAGUGUGUUGUACGGACUGCUCUACAUGUUCUUUGUCGCUUUCCCAAUCAUCUAUCAAGAGGGAAAGGGUUACAGUGCCAGUACUACUGGUCUGAUGUUCAUUCCUCUAGCAAUUGGUGUCAUUGCGAGCGCUUUUCUGGCACCCUUGAUCAACAUGGACUAUGCAAGAAGAUCUGCAAGAUUUGGAGGCAAACCACCAGCAGAACAGCGUCUGGUACCCAUGAUGUACAGCUGUUGGUGGAUUGCCAUUGGCAUGUUCAUCUUUGCCUGGACAUCGUAUCCUCACCUAUCCUGGUGGGGUCCAGCAAUGGGUGGCUUUUGCAUCGGUUUCGGUUUCAUCCCUUGCUAUAACAGUGCCAACAACUAUCUGGUGGAUACUUACCAACACUCGGCCGCUUCCGCUCUUGCUGCAAAAACUUUCAUUCGAAGCUUCUGGGGUGCUGGAGUCGUGCUGUUCACCGAGCAGAUGUUUCACCGUUUAGGUUACCAGUGGGCCGGUACUCUGAUGGCUUUCAUUGCUCUCGCAUGCUGCGGAAUACCGUACGGAUUCUACUUUUUCGGUGAACGCAUCAGAAAAUUCUCCAAGUACGCGUACGCUGGCGACGACGUGGAGAACAAUCCCGGCCCAUCAAAGGAGGUCGAGGCACACUAGAGAUGUGUUCGAGUGUAAAGCUAGAAUAGAUUGUGAGUAAGAUAAAUUAAUAUAUUGCAAAAAUCAAAAUUUGAAUAAAACUCACCACCCCAGAGAAAAUUCGGAAGUGGCGAUUAGGCGAAUGGCGAGACGCGAAAUUGAGUAGCUGCAGGCUUCGGAGGCCAGAGUGCUUAUGUCAAACUCCGCAU
Aureobasidium pullulans EXF-150 is the source of this 1858-nucleotide messenger RNA. RefSeq names its product MFS general substrate transporter. Gene Ontology annotation, biological process: transmembrane transport. Lineage: Eukaryota; Fungi; Ascomycota; Dothideomycetes; Dothideales; Saccotheciaceae. The record is from RefSeq and is a predicted model, not a curated record. Gene Ontology annotation, molecular function: transmembrane transporter activity. The transcript has 2 exons. The coding region runs from base 150 to 1670 and encodes 506 amino acids.